This is a messenger RNA of Puntigrus tetrazona (Sumatra barb), 480 nucleotides long. Its product is annotated as fibronectin type-III domain-containing protein 3a-like. Lineage: Eukaryota; Metazoa; Chordata; Actinopteri; Cypriniformes; Cyprinidae. The transcript is spliced from 5 exons. The record is from RefSeq and is a predicted model, not a curated record. Bases 61 to 480 code for a protein of 139 amino acids.
CGAAUCCUUCGUGGUUGCAGGAGCAAGCAGUGCCUCUACUGUAGUGUGGAUGAGGGAGCCAUGGCUGACCACACCUCCCCACUGGAGUCCGGCCAGUUGCUUAGCCCAGACAUCCCAAUGCUCACCUCCCCGCCUCCACCGACCCACCCGCCCAACAUUGUCAACGGAGAUGGACCGCAACAGGUAAUCUUGGUGCAGGUAAACCCAGGAGAGGCCUUCACGAUCCAGCGAGAUGAUGGUCAGUUUCAGUGUAUCACAGGUCCUGCUCAGGUUCCCAUGAUGUCCCCAAAUGGUUCAGUGCCUCAAAUCUAUGUGCCUCCUGGAUACGUUCAACAGAUCAUUGAGGAGAACGGAGUGAGGCGGGUGUUGGUCUUACCUCAGACGGAGUUUCAUCCGGGGGGCCAUUCCCCGCUUCACCACCCGCCCCCUCCGCCGCCCCACGCCCACCUCUGGAAAUGGACUGGCUACCGUGGUCGUUAG